CCGCUCUCAGAAGUGGAAAGGCUAAGUGCUUCAGUAGUCCGGAUACUGGGGGAAAUCCAGGGAAGUUCACUCUGCAAGGUGAGUGGCUUACACAAGAGUCCUAAAACGAAUCAGGCGCCUCAUGCUGGAUAUCAUAGGGACGAAUACAUAUCUAAUCGGACGGGGCCAACAGCGGAUACUCAUCGACACCGGCGAGGGCAAACCGUCGUGGGCAAAUCAUCUUAAAGGUGUGCUAGCAAGGGAGAAUGCGACAGUCCACAAAGCACUCCUGACACACUGGCACCACGAUCAUGUCAAUGGGGUUCCCGAUCUUCUCAAGAUUUGUCCGCAAGCGACGGUUUACAAGCACCAACCAGAUGAAGGUCAGCUUGAUAUUGAAGAUGGCCAAGUCUUCAGCGUUGAAGGCGCUACAUUGAAGGCGUACCAUACUCCAGGGCAUACCGUGGACCAUAUGAUGUUCGUUCUUGAAGAGGAGGACGCCAUUAUCACUGGUGAUAACGUGCUGGGUCAUGGGACAGCAGUAUUUGAAGAUCUCCCAGUGUAUCUGUCCAGCCUGCAGAGAAUGCAGAAUCGGGUCUCAGGCCGCGGAUAUCCAGGCCACGGUGCAGUGAUAGAGAAUGCAACUACGAAGAUCACCGAGUACAUCAACCAUCGGCAGCAGCGUGAGGAAGAAGUAAUUCGGGUAUUGCGGUAUGGAAAACUUGACGUCCGGGAUAAUGAACCUUCUCCAGAACGCAAGGCUUCAUGGACCCCCCUCGAACUAGUCAAGGUUAUCUAUCGGAAUGUUCCCGAAAGUCUUCACUUGCCUGCUUCACAUGGUGUCUUGCUGGUGCUGAUGAAAUUGGAGGCCGAGGGAAAGGUGGCCCAUAACACAGAGACGGGGAAAUGGAGCAUAGACAAUGGAAAGUCUGCAUUGUGAAUCACACACUACUGCCUGGCAGCGGAUGCUUGAUUUCAAAUCCGUCUCAUAACCUUCCUGUAUGCGCGAUUAUUAUCGUGAGAUAUAUGUAUGUAAUAUGGUAUCUAGUAGUAGCUUAAGGUGACAGACAAUGCUCUAACCAGUGA
Molecule: messenger RNA, 1065 nt
Organism: Aspergillus novofumigatus IBT 16806
Lineage: Eukaryota; Fungi; Ascomycota; Eurotiomycetes; Eurotiales; Aspergillaceae
Product: putative metallo-beta-lactamase domain protein
Exons: 3
Coding region: 122-919 (265 amino acids)
Biological process (GO): secondary metabolite biosynthetic process
Source: RefSeq, a predicted model, not a curated record